Messenger RNA from Cyclocybe aegerita, 1266 nucleotides. The record is from the annotation of a GenBank genome assembly. NCBI's taxonomy places the organism in Eukaryota, Fungi, Basidiomycota, Agaricomycetes, Agaricales, Hemipholiotaceae.
AUGGACCAUCCUUCACUCCUCAAUCCCGAAAUCGAGCUCAGGAUGGCCGACUGUAGACUUCCUGUAUGGGUUGAGGUGGAACGUGAUUCGGCCUAUCUGGAUACCAUUGAAGUUUGGCCGGGAAGAGUGAACGUCAUGCUGAGGGCGGAUGUUGACUGCCUCGCAGAACAUCUCGAUCAGAGUCCUCCUAGGGAAGAAGCUGAACCGUUGCGUAUCAUUUUCGUGGAAGAUGAGGUGUAUGGGGACUCGAGCUACCUUAUCAAGGGCGCUUCAAGAGGUUUGAACAAGACCGCAUGUUGGCUGCACCAACAUUUUGGCGUCUCCCUAGCUUUCUUCCAACAUUCAACCCCAAAUUCCGGUUAUCGUGUCACAGGCAACGGCAGCUUCACAAGACACAAUGCUGCAGGGGAAGCCAUCUCGAUAGAUGGCUUCUACUCGAACUCUGGUGGUCUAUCACUUUUUCCUACUCAUAUUUGGUUCUCUCACAGCGUUCUGGAAUGGAAUGCAUCGUCCUACAUCAUCUACAACUCAUCCCCAAUGGCCAAGCAGCUUAUAUUUCGGUGUGCUGAGACUCAAGGAUGCGCAUUACUUCGGCCGUUCGCCAUCGACGCCUUUAUGCAGGAAGACUAUCUAGAAAAGUGGACAGCAAGGCUUUCAGAACUGCGACCUCAGCUAGUCUACUACGAAAAUGAACUCACAUUUUCGAAGUUCACCCCAGACCAGAACUCAAGAUCUGUGGAGGAGCUGCAUAAUCUAUCUCAACACCUCCAUGUUGCCAGAGACAACUUCAUCGACCUCAAGAAGAAGCUCCAUUUCUUCCUCGACAUGCGCGAGCGAUAUCUUGAACUCUCCCGGCCGCACUUCACCAUUCCAAGGCAGGACCUCACCUCGGUUGCCGACUCUUGGACCCUGAUCGGCUCACGGAUCAUGGCCUACGAUAGUCGAACGAACUUGGAUAUUGCAUGGUCGAUGGGCUGGAUUUCUUUCUCUGCUCAACGAGAUAGCUCGUCAAUGAUAAUAAUUGCGGCGGUUACGAUGUUCUUCCUCCCUGGGUCAUUUGUCUCGGCAUUGUUCAGCAUGGUGUUCUUCAAUUCAGAAAGCAAAGAGGAUGGACAAAUGAGGCUGAUCGUCGCACCUCAGUGGUGGUUAUUCCCAGCCAUCGCGAUCCUGCUCACCAUCUUGGUCUUUAUAGCAUGGGUUGUGUGGAGGAAACGUCGGAACUCGGUGGCAGCAUUUGAAAAUAUUCCCAAGAGUUGGGAUGUCUGA